AUGACUGACAAAAGAAAAGAGGUCACGAAAAAGACUGACGAUAAAUCUAGCACCGAGGAUGGUAACAAAACUCGAUUGUCGAAAUCUUCUGCAUCCGUGCAUAAUAAAAGCGUUGAAGAAGAGCGAGCGAGCUGUUUCGAUCUGCGCACAACAACGGGACAGAUUUUGUUCAUCACGGUGAUUGUCGCUGCUGUAACGCUAGUGCAAUGUCUUCCGAAAGAUGCGUUGAAGUCUGUACUUAACCUUCAAUUAACAGCGCAACAAUGUAAGCCCGAGGUACAGUUUGUGGAGAAAAAAAUUGUUUCCCACGAGACACGCCCAAAGUAUUGGGUGUUUGGAAGGAAUCCUACCGGAGGUCACCUGUUGCAUGUGCACAAUGUACUGCAACGAAUCGGCGUGGAGCAGACCAGCAACGAUACAGCUGAAUGGGAUCUACUGUGGGCACAUGAUUAUCCUUUUCGUAAGGUAAACCUGCAGCACAUGAAGCGUCAUCAACUGGUUAAUCAUUUCCCAGGAUCCGGCUACAUAACGAAUAAAGUGGACCUUUCCACCACUAGGCUUCAGUACAUUCCAGCAGCAUUUAAAUUGCCGGCUGAAUCGACCCAGUUUCGAGAAUACGCAGCAGCAAAUCCGGGCAAGCAGUUUGUCCAGAAAAAUAAUCAACAUCGCCACAUACAAAUCAAGCGAAUCGAUGAGAUCGAUUUCAGCAAUAAUGAUACUUUUAUCCAGGAGUUUAUCGACGACCCACUGCUGGUCGAUGGGUACAAAUUUGAUAUAGGCGUGUACACUGUGAUAACGUCGCUUGAUCCACUGCGAGUGUACAUCUAUAAGGGAGAUAUUUUAUUCCGCUACUGUCCCGUGCCCUACUACCCAUUCAAUGCUUCAGACGUGGACAAGUAUAUCGUGGGAGACGAUUACCUGCCGACGUGGGAGGUACCUUCCUUGCGUCAGUACUACACAAAGUACGGAUUUGGAAUGAAGGAUUCCUUUGACGCAUACAUCAGAAGCAUGGGACGCGAGCCCAGCUCGAUCUGGGAGCAAGUAGAAGAUGCUAUACGAUUGCUGAUCCUCAAGAAAGAGCCGUUACUUGCUGGGCUGCUGUCCCGUUAUGCCAACAAGCGAAAUUUUUUUGAAAUGAUGCGUUUCGACUUGGUUGUUGACAAUCAGCUAAAGGUGUAUCUGAUGGAAGCCAACAUGAGCCCAAACCUUUCGUCAGCCCACUUCAAACCGAACCGGCUUCUGUACGAGCAAGUAAUUUACCAUCUGUUUCAACUCGUCGGUGUGGGGUCGAGCAUAAGACGAGAUUCGUUGCGCAAGCAACAACCCGAUACGGAAGCAAUGCUGACAUCGUUAAAAAAUCUAGCAACUGCUGCUAAUCAAUGCUCUGAACUGCCCUGUACUGAAUCUUGCGCUCCUGUUGAAUGCCAACUCUGCAGCACGUGUCUGGAGGAAACCGAUUUGGACGAUCUGCAGCGUGCUUAUCGUGAGCACAUGAAUCGUGGAGAUAUGAAGCGGAUUUUUCCAGUGCCAAAAUCUGACCAACAUAGGGUUAGCUACGAUUCGCUUUCUGUGAGAAAUCAGUUUAUGUCGAGGUGGUUUGAGGAAAAGUGCAAAAUAGAUCAAUCUUACUGUUAG
Messenger RNA from Anopheles marshallii, 1635 nucleotides. RefSeq names its product probable tubulin polyglutamylase ttll-15 (gene TTLL15). Gene Ontology annotation, biological process: protein modification process. Lineage: Eukaryota; Metazoa; Arthropoda; Insecta; Diptera; Culicidae. The record is from RefSeq and is a predicted model, not a curated record. The transcript has 2 exons. The coding region runs from base 1 to 1635 and encodes 544 amino acids.